Messenger RNA from Capsella rubella, 739 nucleotides. Its product is annotated as protein TIFY 5A. Gene Ontology annotation, biological process: response to wounding; regulation of defense response; regulation of jasmonic acid mediated signaling pathway. Gene Ontology annotation, cellular component: nucleus. The record is from RefSeq and is a predicted model, not a curated record. NCBI's taxonomy places the organism in Eukaryota, Viridiplantae, Streptophyta, Magnoliopsida, Brassicales, Brassicaceae. The transcript has 3 exons. Bases 171 to 584 code for a protein of 137 amino acids.
AGAGUUGUGUUCUGUCUGUCUGUAUGUCUUGUCCUAAUAAGAGUCCGCCGUUAUAAAAUCCGUGUUCUGUUUCUCCCACACCGUCUCUUCCGUGUGUCCUUCUCUCUCUCUCUAUAUAUAUAAAACUAAAAACUUAUCUCCAACCAGAUCACAGUACAAUACCAUACGACAUGAAGACUAUGCAGCAAACUUGCGACUUGGAACUUCGUCUUUCUCCAACUUCUACUUAUGAUUAUUCUUCUUCCGAAAAUACAUCUAGUGUGAUAGAAUCAAGCAUCUCUGGAGAUCAUCAAGUACAACCAAAGGAAGAAUCUCAGAGAUUAACAAUUUUCUACAAUGGGAAGAUGUGUGUUUCUUCUAAUGUUACCCAUCUUCAGGCUAAGUCGAUAAUAUCAAUGGCGAACAGAUCAAACGGGUCGGAUCCUUCAAACGAGUCGACCCGGUUUCAUCAUAAUCAUUAUGAUCAUCAGCUUCCAAAUCCAAAGGCCUCAAUGAAAAGAUCCCUCCAAAGUUUUCUUCAAAAACGGAAAAUUCGAAUUCAAGCCGCCUCUUCACCUUAUCACCAUCACCAUUCAAGACGAUAGAGUUUUUUUUUUCUUUUUUUUUUUGGUUUUUGUUUGAUAUAAAUCUAAGUGAAAUUCACAGUAGAUUAUGUUUUUUCAUCAUAUUAGAGAAGUAUACCUAAUAUACCAUGUAGUAUUUGAUUUAUCCCAAGAGCGAUAUUGAAUCUGAUUUUUUU